GCCUUUUGUCUGUCAUAGCUUCUGCGUCAUUCGCAAACGUGAAUGUGAUUUUGUUUAUCGUGUUCUGAGAGUAAAUGCUGAUUAAUUUGUUGUGUUAUUUAAAAAUAUUAUUUUGUUAAAAAUCGUGGUUUAAGUUUCAUUAGACUAAUACACAAGUGUAUGUGACUAAUUGUCUGCAUUUAAAUUAUUUGUGUAGUGUGUUUGGCGUACUCUAGAGAAUUUUAGUGCUGAGUGAAUCAAUAUUACCUAGCCUAGCCUAACCUAACUGCGCCAACAUGCCGGGAGGGCUCGGGGCCUCGUACAGGUCCCUUGCAGACGAUGUAUACAAAACCACGACCAUUCCAGACAAUAAGUUUAGCGUGGUGGAAUCCGUCAAAAAGGUGUUUAGUUUUACAGCAAACCAGAAACGCUCGGAACCUCUCAUUGCAAAGGAACCCCAGCCAGUCAUCACAAAGAAGAUGCCUGCAUCCGCGGCGCCGGAAGAAACUGCCCUGCUCGGCACAAUGCCUUCAGACAGCAUGGACGACAUAGAGCUGCGUAACAUCCAGCUACAGUUUCCCUCCGUAAGGUCGCUGAGUAGAGACGACCCGUCAGUGGAGGAAGUGAGGGUGGAGACAGACAGAGGCAGUAUAAUGGUGGCAGUGCAAGGCAACCGCAGCAAACCUGCCAUCCUCACCUACCACGACCUCGGCCUCAACUAUGUAGCUAGUUUCCAAGCGUUUUUCAACUACAGUGACAUGAGAAUGCUACUGGAGAACUUCAGUGUUUACCAUGUAAAUGCCCCAGGCCAGGAGGAAGGGUCUCACCCUCUACCUGACGAUUACGAGUACCCGACAAUGGACGAGCUAGCUAACCAACUAAACUUUGUGUUGAGUCAUUUUGGACUCAACUCUGUGAUUGGGCUCGGGGUUGGUGCCGGGGGCAACAUCCUGGCGAGGUUUGCCCUCAAUCAUCCCAACAAGGUUGAAGCUCUAGUCCUAAUCAACGUAGUAUCGACGCAAGCUGGUUGGCUGGAGUGGGGUUACCAGAAAAUCAACGCUCGCUACCUCAAGUCAAAAGGCAUGACCCAAGGAGUGCUAGACUACCUCAUGUGGCAUCACUUUGGAAGGGGCACAGAAGAGAGGAACCACGACCUUGUUCAAGUGUACAAGACGUACUUUGAACGAUUCAUCAACCCCGGGAACCUGGCAAUGUUCAUCGACAGUUACGUGCGGCGGACGGAUCUGAACAUGACACGUAACGGAGCCACACUGUCCAUGCCUGUACUUAACAUAUCUGGAGCCUUGAGUCCCCACGUGGACGAAACUGUCACUCUCAACAGUCGACUCGACCCCACCAACUCAUCCUGGAUGAAGAUAUCGGACUGUGGAAUGGUACUGGAGGAACAGCCCAACAAAGUCAGUGAAGCUUUGCGUCUUUUCCUUCAGGGACUUGGCUACGCCAUUCAAGUGGGCCGCAAAAAGUUGAUGUCUUCGGUGUCGGCUGAAGGUAAUAGUUAACGUAGUGAGCCAGACGCCCGCUUGAUGGCAGCACAGGUUGAUGGUGAAGACAUCUCGGUCCGGUGACUCUCUCCAUAGCGUCUCCUGGCCGAUUCACAUCACGGAGAAUCCCAUCUCCGAGGCAGCCGUGUGCUAAGCUCGAGAUCUGUCUACGCUAGUACUUCACUACACUACUCCAAAGUAGCUUCGACUCUUUAUUGUGCUUUUAUUAUUUAUUCUCGUUUCUAUAGACAUUUGUUGUUACGCCUUUGUACAGUUUAAUAUUGUAUUUUUGUCAGUAAAACUAGGCAAAUGAUAUUUAUAAUCACUGUACUCGCCUGAGCGUAAUGUUAUAGUUGUUGUCGAGCUUACUCGCGUAAGCUUAAAGUCGAGUUAGGUUAAGUCACCGGUGAACUCGUUGGAGUUUGUACACGCUAAUAAGAAUUGAUUUGUUUUUAUGUAUUUUAAGUAUUAUUAAGCUGUAAGAAUAUAUUUGUUUAAAUGA
This is a messenger RNA of Macrosteles quadrilineatus (aster leafhopper), 1983 nucleotides long. It is a transcript of the gene MESK2, whose product is annotated as protein NDRG3. NCBI's taxonomy places the organism in Eukaryota, Metazoa, Arthropoda, Insecta, Hemiptera, Cicadellidae. The transcript has 11 exons. Gene Ontology annotation, biological process: signal transduction. Bases 276 to 1499 code for a protein of 407 amino acids. Gene Ontology annotation, cellular component: cytoplasm. The record is from RefSeq and is a predicted model, not a curated record.